AUGGCACGCACCGGCUCCUACUUGCCAGUUAAUGCUUGCGGCCAAGACAUUACGGCUGAUUCGACGUUCCGGAUGCUCUCCUAUUCAGGCUCCGGCACCUGCUAUUGGAGGAUCAAAUCGCCUAACAACGGGCGAAUCCGGGUUCAAAUAAGGUCGCUACGUUAUGCAUGUGCCCUGAGCUGCGAGCAAUUUGUUGAGUUCAAAUACGGACUCUCGCUAGCGGCCACCGGUGUUCGAAUGUGCUGCUCGCCCACUGUAACCCAGUUCCUGAGCGAUGGUCACUAUGUUAUCAUCAUUUCCACGGCAUCUCAAGCUUCACAGUUUGUGAUACAGUACAGAAAUGGGAGGAACAACGGCCCCUCAAAGAUCUCCACCACGCCCAGCGGCUACAGUAUCUGUUGGAAGGUGGUCCGGUUGGGGCGGUUGGUCUGCGUGCACAGAAAAGUGUGGCGCAUGCGGGAGGAGGAAGAGGAAGAGGAAGAGCACGAGGAGGAGACUCAUUUGGGACACUCCGCUACAUCAUUCAUGACGGCUAUCCGCCAGAAGCGAAACGCCAACUACUGGUGCUGCGAAAGGUAUCUGGCAAGGGGAAGUGUUUGUGUCCACGUC
This is a messenger RNA of Mesorhabditis spiculigera, 609 nucleotides long. The record is from the annotation of a GenBank genome assembly. Lineage: Eukaryota; Metazoa; Nematoda; Chromadorea; Rhabditida; Rhabditidae.